Carassius auratus (goldfish) is the source of this 1741-nucleotide messenger RNA. Its product is annotated as cathepsin L1-like. The record is from RefSeq and is a predicted model, not a curated record. The transcript is spliced from 8 exons. Lineage: Eukaryota; Metazoa; Chordata; Actinopteri; Cypriniformes; Cyprinidae. The coding region runs from base 237 to 1217 and encodes 326 amino acids. Gene Ontology annotation, molecular function: cysteine-type peptidase activity. Gene Ontology annotation, biological process: proteolysis.
UGUUUGAUCAGAACUAGUGAUGAGGGGCUGUAAUGAGCUCUUCUUCUGAUCAGAGAGAGUGAACACAGUCAGAUAACAUGAGAGCUGCUGGCGGAGCUCCUCGUCUGUAACUGUGUUCACAUGACUCCAUCACACAGGAAACCAGACACAACACACUUCCUCUUUCAGACGCUGCUACAGCGAAGCAGAAGAGUGUGUUCAUCAUCAGUAUCAUCAUCAUCCUCACAGACGCCGGUAUGAUCAGGUUUGUUCUGCUUCUGCUGUGUGUGUCUCUGGUCUGUUCUGAGGUCAGUCGUCUGAAUGAUCAGUGGAUGGCCUGGAAAUCUCAACACAACAAGACCUACAGGAACACAAGAGAGGAGCGUCACAGGAGAGGCGUUUGGGAGCAGAAUCUUCUGCAUAUCAUGAAACACAACGAGGAGACGGCUGUCGGUCUGCACUCGUACACACUGGGACUGAACCAGCUCAGCGACAUGACUGCAGACGAGGUUAAUCAGUUGAAUGGUUUACUGGAGGAAGAUUUUUCGGAUCUCAACGUAACAUCCCCGCCUCCAUCACACCAGCCCCCCCCACCACGAGUCAACUGGACGGAGCACGGCAUGGUCAGUCCUGUCCAGAACCAGGGCCCGUGUGGCUCGUGCUGGGCGUUCAGUGCCGUCGGUGCUCUGGAGGGUCAGAUGAAGAGGAAAACCGGUUCUCUGGUACCGUUGAGUCCACAGAACCUGCUGGACUGCAGUGUGAGUCUGGGGAACCGCGGCUGCAGAGGAGGAUAUCUGAGCAGAGCUUUUCUCUACAUCAUCCAGAACAAAGGCAUUGACUCCAACACCUUCUACCCGUAUGAACACAAGCAAGGUUUGUGUCGAUACUCUGUGACGGGAAGAGCUGGAUAUUGCACGGGUUUCCGUAUUCUUCCGCGUCACAAUGAGGUGGCACUGCAGUACGCCAUUGCUAAUAUCGGACCUGUGUCUGUCGGUAUCAACGCCAAACUUGCUUCCUUCCACAAAUACAGAGGCGGAAUCUACAGCGAUCCGAAGUGCAGCUCUGGACUGAUCAAUCAUGCGGUUCUAGUUGUGGGAUAUGGCUCAGAAAAUGGACAAGACUUCUGGCUGGUGAAAAACAGCUGGGGAACAGCAUGGGGUGAAAAUGGCUUUAUCCGAAUGGCACGAAAUAAAAACAUGUGUGGAAUAUCCAGCUUCGCCAUUUACCCCACCAUCUAAUCCGACCGCCUCUGAUCCUUCAGUCCGAGACUCUGGAGCAGGAAAACCUCACUGAAUAUGCAUUGACUUUCUUUAGUUUCCAUCACAGCACAAACCCAGAACAAAAGCAAAGAACACACCUUUAUAAUUACCGUUUUCAAUUGAUAUCAUUAGAAAUAAAGGUGAUACUACUUUAAUAUUUAUACUUUAGGGGGAGGAGCAAUCUCAUUCAUGAGAGCAUUUGAUUGGACAAAAAUAUCAAUACUGUCAUCAAUAAUUAUUCCAAACAAGAAUAUAAUUAAACAUCGAAAUUACAGAUCCAUUGUAUUUAAUAAAUUGGAAUUCAAAAUAUAAAAUAAAAUAAAUUAAAAUAUUUAAAUGUAAAAUUAAAAUAAAUACUUUUGAAAUAAAAAAAUAGUACAAUUAUUAAAUAAUAAAAAUGUGUUAGGUCUUUAAUUGAAAUAUUGAAAUUAGAGAUUGAGUGUAUUGUGUGGCUAAUGAAGAAAAAUAAGUUUGACGUUUUAUUAAAAUUUGCAGCGUGGCUU